CAGAGAAGCUGAGGAGGAGGAGCAGCAGCGGGCGGGGGCGCGGGCACGAGCAGACACAGGCGCGCCGCUGCCGCUGCCGCCGCCGUCGCCGCCCUCGGCUUCCCCCGCUGGAAACGUUGGUGAUCAAGCGAGCUGUGCUGCCUCCAGCUCUGCGCCGCCCGCCGCCCCUCCCGUAGUCCCGCGGCUUUCGAGGGAGCGCUGCGGAGACUCGGGGCCGCCGGGGAAACCUGUGACCCCGCGCAGGAGCGGCGGGGCGGGGGACCGGGAGAAGAUGGCGACGCCGGGAAGCGAACCCCAAGCUUUCGCGCCCGCCCUCUCGGUAACCGCCCUGCACCCGCAUAUCCACCAGCACCACCAGCACCACGGAAGCACGGGCAGCGCGGGCUUCAACCUGCCCUUGAACCGUGGUUUGGAGCGCGCGCUAGAGGAGGCAGCCAAUUCUGGGGGCUUGAACCUGAGCGCCAGGAAGCUGAAGGAAUUUCCCAGGACUGCAGCCCCGGGACAUGACCUCUCGGACACGGUUCAGGCAGAUCUAUCUAAAAACAGACUGGUGGAAGUGCCAAUGGAGCUGUGCCAUUUCGUAUCACUGGAAAUUCUUAACCUGUAUCACAACUGUAUCAGAGUCAUUCCCGAGGCCAUUGUUAAUUUGCAGAUGUUGACCCACCUGAACUUGAGUCGAAAUCAGCUGUCUGCCCUGCCCGCCUGCCUGUGUGGUCUGCCUCUCAAAGUCUUAAUCGCAAGCAACAACAAGCUUGGAUCCCUGCCUGAAGAGAUAGGUCAGCUCAAACAGUUAAUGGAGUUGGAUGUCAGCUGCAAUGAGAUCACAGCCUUGCCCCAGCAGAUAGGCCAGCUGAAGUCUCUCCGGGAACUGAAUGUCCGAAGAAAUUACCUUAAGGUUUUACCACCAGAGCUAGUAGAUCUCCCCUUGGUAAAGUUUGACUUUUCCUGCAACAAAGUGCUGGUGAUCCCCGUCUGCUUUCGGGAGAUGAAGCAACUGCAAGUGCUCCUCCUUGAGAACAACCCCCUGCAGUCCCCGCCAGCUCAGAUUUGCACGAAAGGAAAAGUGCACAUAUUUAAGUACCUGAGCAUACAGGCAUGCCAGAUAAAGACAGCCGACUCCCUCUACCUGCACUCCAUAGAGAGGCCCCAUUCACACCAGCACGUGGAAGACAGUAAGAAGGACUCUGACUCGGGGGUUGGAAGUGAUAAUGGAGAUAAGCGGUUAUCUGCCACUGAGCCCUCUGAUGAGGACACGGUUAGCCUCAACGUGCCCAUGUCGAACAUCGCAGAGGAAGACCAGACCACCAAGGAGGAUGCGUGCCAUCGACUCGCCCCCGCUGAAGGAGACUUUCAGCCGACACCUUCCCUUUUGGGUGACAGUGGCAGCUCAGGACAAGAAAGAGAGCAGUUUGCUGGCCGUGCAGAUGUUCUACACUGCGAACUUAUGAACUAUAUUAAGGACCAGGCAGAAGACUGUGAAGAGCUAUUACGGAUAGAAGAGGAUGCUCACUGGCAGACGGAAGAACUACUAAAUUCAUCCAAAGACCAGGAUUUGGAUAUAGUGAUGAUCGAGCAGCUGAGAGAGGCAGAAGAUUUGCUGCAGGGUCCCAACGGUCUAACCACGGACAUUACAGAGAGAAGUAUUUUGAAUCUGUACCCCAUGUGCUCAGCAGAAGCCUUAGAAUUCCCUGAUUCUUCACUCAAUGGUCAGUUGCAGCUCGAGAGGUCUCCAGAGCGUGAGGUGCAAAAUGAUGUAACGUUACAGAGUAAUGGAAGCCAGUGUUCUCCAAAUGAGAUAAGAGAGGACUCCCCUUCAGGGUCUCCCACUGCAAACAUCACAGCUCCAUUUGGCCUGAAGCCUCGUUCAGACCCAGCCCUCAUUCUCCCUCCUGUCUCCUUCAACAAACUUACGCAGGCACAAACAUGGGACAGCUCUAGCUACAGCGUUCCAUCUGAAGGGGACAGUGACAAUGUGUUUCUAAGACCUCAGAGAAACUUGGAAUCUAUAGACCCGCAGUUUACGAUUCGGAGGAAGAUGGAGCAGAUGAGAGAGGAGAAGGAGCUGGUGGAGCAGCUCCGUGAGAGCAUCGAGAUGAGGUUGAAGGUGACCCUGCAUGAAGACCUGGGGGCAGCACUCAUGGAUGGCGUAGUGCUCUGCCACCUGGCCAACCACGUCCGACCGAGAUCUGUCGCCAGCAUCCACGUCCCCUCACCUGCCGUUCCCAAACUCAGCAUGGCCAAGUGCCGGAGGAAUGUGGAAAACUUCCUGGAAGCGUGCAGAAAACUUGGCGUUCCCGAGGCCGACCUGUGCUCUCCGUAUGACAUCCUGCUGUUGGAUUUUCGUCACAUUCGAAAGACUGUUGACACUCUGCUGGCACUCGGGGAGAAACCCCCACAAUCAACUUCUGCCCUCCGCUCCAGGGACCUUAUAGGCUUCUGUCUUAUCCAUGUUCUCCUUACAGUACUGGUCCUUAUCGCUUACCGCUGGAAUGCUCUGUCCGCGUAACUCCCGCAUGUGCUCUGCUCUCAUCCUGGUCCAUCCCAGCUCCUCCCUCCAUUGGAGCCUUUGCCUUGCAAACUCCCAUUGCUGUUAUCUCUUCAUUUAGCUGUCGGGUUUUGAAAGUGAACAUUUAUAAACCAGAUUUUUCCUGAAGCACAAACUUUGUAGAAUACAGUUCCCACUGGGUAAUUUCUUGCAUUUAACCGAAAAGCAACAGCGACAGCAAAGCCUGUCCAGUCCGUACCUCUCAUACUCCUUCAUGCACAUGGUGUGGGCAGCAGUGCUGCUAUAGGCCCUGCGCUCUCCCAUGAGCCUCUGCUCUGUGCAGGAGGGAAGGAGAGCCAGGACAGGAACGGGGUGGGUUUAACAUGGGAGUCUUGAUAUUUGAUUCUGGUCCUAAUUCAGGAAUGGCAAUUGAACUGUGGAGGGAUUGCCUUGCAGAGAAAAGAAGCCAGCAUUUGGGCCCAGUAUCAUGUAUAAAAAUCUCUGAGGAUACCAUUGUUGACCACGCUGAGAAGUCUUAUCUGGGGAAUGACUGCUUUGCUGGCUGGUUAGCUGGAGUCCUCCCUGUUUGCUGCAAGGGGGUUGUGAAGGGCACCCAGGAGGAUUGCUGAAAAUGUCCACCGGAGCAUGCCCUCCGUGCCCUCUGCAGACAUAUGCAGGGGAAGUGCCUUCCUGUUAGAGCUCCACCUGGUGGAUCUGCCUAGCCUGCUUUUCCUUUUUGUUUGGUCUGUUCUGAAGCUGAGCAAAAGGUUUUAUAGAAGGGAUUUCUAUUUUUGCAUAAUGCGAUGGGUCAUUUUACUUUCUCGAUAUAUUGCAUAACUGCAGAUCCAGAGUGUGAUGGAUUUGACUAUUCAGUUUCAAAUAAAUGUAUGGGUCUUGGAACAUUCUUGGCACCAGGGGCCUUGGUUACGCUAGCAGCAGCCAAUAGGAUUGCUCUUAUAUUAGACGAAUGUUUUCUCCCCGUUUUUCUUUGAAUGUCCAUUUGGACUUUCAUUCCCAGUGUUAUUAAUGAUCCAGCUGUUUAUUUUUAAGUCCGAUUUUAAAGGCUUGCAUACCAGCCUCUCAGCUUUUGGAGCAAAGUGAUGAGCUUGUGAUUAAAGCAAAAAAAGUUAGACUGUAACGUAGGUACAGAUCUUGUCGCUGCAAACUCCCGCCACAUCGUGUGCUUGCUUUUGUGUCCUUGCCAAGCACUGCUUCUUGGGUUGGGAAGAUGAUGGAGUUCAUGCCUUCAAGAUAAACGUCUAGUUUGCUGAGAUAGGAACGUUCCUCAGAUAUGGCUGCUAAGAAGAUUAUCAUAUUUUUUGAACAUAUUCAUGAGAACAGGGGAGAUGGGAUUCUGAAAAUCCUUUAUACCUGUAGGGUUGGGUUAUAUUUAUAAAGAUUCCUUGCUGCUAAAUCAGAUAUGAUUUAAAAAAAAAAACAAAAAACCGGAAAACAUUCUUUAUGUCAUAAGAUGUUAGCUUGUCUGAGCCUUUUGCUCAGCGUUGUGUUGACUGGUGAAUACAGGGUACGUGCUGUGAGUUGUGUCUGAAUAGCCGCAGAUUGAUAAAUCACCUUUGGUGCUAUCUUGUACUUUUCUGUAACAAUAAAAUCCCAUUGUACAGUGUCUGGUGAACACCCGAGCCAUAAAUUACUUAAUAAACACAAUUUGGGUGAUUAAUCCAAGCUUUUUUUUUUUUUUCUUGGCCCGUUGGUGCAUUUAUUUCUGUGCGCCCAGAGUGGCUCUUGACAUCUCUACCCAGCUCUGCCCUGCAUGGGAACUUUUCCUUCCGUGGUCGCCACAGUUUCUUUGUUUGUUUGUUUAUUGUUUGUUUGUUUCCAUCUUCUUUAUGGUGGGGGGAAAAAGGGAAUUGAGAAAAUGUACCUGGUUGCUGGCUCAAGGAAAAAACAGCAUCAAUAAACACCAAGUGAGUAAAGCCAUCCUAUGAGAUUAGAUUGAUCGUCAACGUUAACUUUCCGUGUAUUUCUCCCCUGCCUGUGCUUUUUCAUCUUUCCUGCCCUUAAUUUACACCCUAAUGUGCUGCUGUCCCUGGGGGUUGCUGCGUGACAUUUUUUCAUUAUGUAGUAUGGUCACAUACAGAGCAUAAUUACCUCAGCCCUUCGGGCACAGCUUCCAGUGGGUCGCUUUGCUUUAUCAUACGCAAGCCAUUAAUUCUGUUUGGGACACUGGGCCUCUCUGUGGUGCUUCUCCACAGGUCCAGACACCAGCUCACGAGCUCAUGGGAUAGCCGCCAUUGCAGCGCAGCUGGGGACACCUGACUGACUAAUAUUCCUUCAGGGGUUGAGCCUUGUGAUUUGUCCUGCAUACCAAGUCCCAAGUCCCCAUCUUCUCAUCGGAAAGACUGUUUUUCAGUAUUUCCUUCUAAUACGUGAUAAAGAGAAGCAACUGUUGACAUUUCCGCUUGCAGAGGCUGCUUGUGAGCUACCUUUCUUCCACUCCUGCGAUUGGUAGAAAAUGGUCCAUUUAGUGUGAGGAUUUCUGAAGCUUAUACGAUAGUCAAUUUUUUCUUUUUUUUUUCGGAGCUGGGGACCGAACUCAGGGCCUUGUACUUCCUAGGCAAGCGCUCUACCACUGAGCUAAAUCCCCAACCCCUCGAUAGUCAAUUUUAAUGGCUCCUUCUGAAUUUUAGGUCCAUACCACUUCUUUAUCCUUACACUAACAAAAAAGGGGCCAGUUUAAAAAUCCCUGUUAAAUCCCAAAGCGGGACAGCUGCGGAGGGGUUUUAGAGGUUAAGUAAAUUCACUUGAUAUCACAAUGCAGUUUUUUGUAAAAAUUGUUUAGUUACUGAAUUAUCUCCAGAAUUCACACUGACCCCAGUCUUCUGAGUUAAAAUUUUGGGAGCCUGAGAGCAGCAAAGUGUUUAUAGCUUAGGUAAAAACGUUUGGGUGCUGAGAAGUGCUCCAGGGCCUUGAUGUAUUUUCUACCUCUAAUCUGUAUCUCCAUCUCCUGAAAACUAUUUUAAUAUAAUCUUCUUUCAUGGGGUUUGGUUUUAAAGGCUAGGUUUGAGACUUCGAAACUACCUUUCAACAGGCAGCCCUUUGGGCAGUUGGCCUGUGCAUUUGACUUUCCUUCCUGCCCUUGGCCUUUCUGGCGGUGUUGAUCAUCCUUGGUCCGUUCAGUUAUCCCUCGUGUGUUGACCGUGUGCUGUGUGCUUGCCCUGUGGGAGGUUCUGCAGAUAAAAUAGUGCUCAAGAUCCAGGCCCCUGUCCAUACCAGGUUUCAGCAUUCAGGGGCAGGACCAAGGACAGAUAUUUUAUGAUUUUUAGGGUGAUAGAAUCUGUUGAAACUUGUCACUAAAGCACAAAUGGCACCAUACAGGAUAUAUGAGCCAGUGAGCGGUUCUGUAUGCCAAUAAAACGUUAUUCACAAAAAAAAAAAAAAAAACAAAAAAAACCAGCAGGAAUUGGAUUGGGUUGCAGGUCCUAGUUUGUAGACCCCUGAUCAAAUGGCUUCUUAGAAAGCAAAAAGGGAUUCCAUGAGAAGGGCCUGAGAUGGGUCAAUUACAGAAUUCCGUGAAACAAUAGAAAGAGGGCAUGCUUUCCUGAGGGGCCAGGCAGAUGCCCGAAGCAGUAAUGUCUACACUAAUACACCAAGAUGAGAAAGAUGUGUAAGCUGGGUGUGAGUGGCAAGGCAGUGGGAGGAAGGGUGUGUGUGCUAGUGGUCUAGACAGGGAAGGAAGGGGCUGGAGAUUAGCCUCGCUGACUGCAACAUAAAGAAUAGAGGGAGAGGUAGCAGGAGAUUGACCCUGGGGGCAGAACUAGACCUUUUCAUUCUUUUCUUUUUUUUCGGAGCUGGGGACCAAACCCAGGGCCUUGCGCUUCCUAGGCAAGCGCUCUACCACUGAGCCAAAUCCCCAACCCCGACCUUUUCAUUCUUAUGCACAAAAAUAGCACACAGCUAAGCUCCAUGUGUCCACAGUCACAGAACGUUUCCUUUAAAUCCUAAGCUGAACUAAGGGAAAUGAGCUGGUGUGGAGGGCUUUGUUGUAGACCAGUGGCUGGCCUAGAAAUAGGGAUGGCUCAAUAUAAUCAUCAUAAAAGGUUUCAAGGAGAGGGGAGCCCAUGUGGCAAGCAGUCUGGCCAUAUCCCCCAUGUUUAGCAUUAUUUUUCUAUGUCCAGCCUUCCUUUCCUGACCCUGAGCUGUGGCUCAGAAGAGUGUCGAUGGAGAGCUUAAUGGAUUACCUACCACCACUGGGGAAGCAACAGAAAGCACCCGCUCUGGAAAGCAUUGAGUGUUAUUGAUAAGCAGGAUAGCAAUCAUGAUUUCAACAUUUAAAAAAAAAAUAACAAGGGGCUGGGGAUUUAGCUCAGUGGUAGAGCGCUUACCUAGGAAGCGCAAGGCCCUGGGUUCGGUCCCCAGCUCCAAAAAAAAAGAACCAAAAAAAAAAAAAAAAUAACAGCACAGGAUGCUCAUGGAUAUACCACGUGUCCUGUCACAUUUUCAACAAGCCCUCUGAUAUCCUGGGACAGCUUUCGUUCAUGUAAAGUCAGUAACUACCUUUACGGGGGUCUCCUGAGGUGGCGCCUGACCUGCUUGGCUCUUGGAAGCCCUUGCUCUUCUGUACCACUGUUUGUGGCCCCAAAGUAAACCCACAACUCCAGUCCCAUUCUAACUUCUGAGCCCACUUUGGGGAGAUGAAGGGACAGAACUGUUGUGAUGGCCCAUAAGUCGGUGACCCCCUGCUCCUCAUCUCCGCAGGAUCUUUGUGUUUGUCCUUCCAAACAGCACCCAGAGUUGUAGAUCCAUUCAAGUCCUAUUGCGGAAUGCCUGUGGCUGUUAGAUCUCUCUAGGGUUUCUGGCCUUUUAGACUAGUUCUCUUAGAUGACUCCAAGCCUUCAGCAUGAUCUGAGGCCAUCUCUGUGUGUGCAGAAAGAGAAAGGAAGGGUUUGAGGGGUAUGUUUCUAUUUGUGUGUAUAGGUGACCCCUGACUUAAUGAUAUUCAUUGAGGAUUUUCCAUGCUUACAAUGGUACCCUUCUGAAAAACCAUUUCCUUUUUCUCUUUCUGUGUAGGACUCAAUAAGCUGCAUGAGCUAUUGAGCACUGGAUAGAAUACAUAUUUUAUAUAAAUAUAGAAUAAGAUUUGUAUUAGCUGUGGGCUAAUGUCAGUGUCCUGAGUGUGGUAGAUGCCCGGCUAAGCUAUGACGUAACUAAUUUAGGCUGAGAAUCAAAUGCCUUGCCAUUGCCUUAGGCAAAGCUAUUGUGAAACCUACCUAGCAGCUGAGAGAGCGAGCGUCCUGUAGCUUCUGCAGGCUUCAAACUCCUGUAGCUUCUGCAGGCUUCAGACUCCGGAUCCUCUGGACCCCCAGCUCCUGUGUUCCUGAUCACAGACACGCUCUGCCACCUUUGUUCCCAUAGUGAUCGCUCAGAAUUUUGGUUGAGCUUGUAUCGCACACACAGUUUUGUAACUUGAUGCAAAUACACUUUUUUGCAGACAUUUUUGUUUUUCUUUUCAUUAGGUUUUCUCCCCCCCCCCCUCUUCACAUGGAAACCAAAUCUUUAGGUUUACAAUGUUUUGAUCAUCUCUUGGUUUGUGCUUCAUAAAUAUUUCUUUACGGGCCUGGAGAGGUGGCUCAGUGGGUGAGACUGCUCCCGCAGACAUGGGUCAGAUUAUAUCCUCCUGUGGUUCCUGGGAAUCCAACAUCUGGCAUCCGUGCACAUGUAUACACAUGUAGUACAUAUAAACCCAUACACACACACACACACACACACACACACACACACACACACACACACACAGACACUAAGUAAAUAAAUCUUUAAGUAUUUAUUGGUUUAGGAAAUUCCUCCAAACCCAUUUGAUAAAAUAUUAAAUACUCUUUUUUUUUUCUUUUUUUCUUUUUUUUUUUUUUUUGGAGCUGGGGAUGGAACCCAGGGCCUUGCGGUUGCUAGGCAAGUGCUCUACCACUGAGCUAAAUCCCCAACCUUAAAUACUCUUUUUACUCAAAGGCAUUUAGAGGUUUUUUUUUUAACUUUUAAUUAAUUUUAGCAUAUGAUACAAAAUAUUGACUGACUCUCUCUUCUAAAUUAAUAACCAUUACCAGAAGCUUAGCUGUAUUAAGUGUUUAUAAUUUCCUUCUGGGUCAGAGGUGAGGUUGGGUGCAGGGUCAAUUAAAAGCAUAGGGAGGACAUGCCCCUGCCCCUUUAAGCAGCUCUGGUAGAGGAACAACAGAGCCAAGAGAUGCCUUGACCAGUGCAGAUGGUGGCAGAGAAGGAUGGCUACUGUCAUCCUGUUACAGAUGCCCCUCACCAUGCCCCCUGAGUCACCAUCCCUCCCAGCCUGCUCAUGACUCUCUCAACUUCGGUCAUACACAGCCUCUACCCUUUCUACUUUGAUAUUUGACCAUUAGACGGACCAGCAGUGUGAACGUAGAUGCUUACCUAACACAUGACAGAGCAGAACAUCUUGUUUGAGUCUUAUGUUGCCCUUUUUGACCCUUUCCUAAGGCCUGGGAUCCAAACCUCUCUUAUUCAGUAAAGGUGAGAAAGGGGGUGGGAGGAGAUAGAGAGUGAAGAUAGAGACACCCUGUGACCCUUUUGAGAACAUGGAACAAGUUUCUGGAGAUAGCAGGGCAUGCCUUUGAAGGUUUUUUUGUCUCACAGUGCCUAUGUCUAUGGAGAUUUGUAGAAGGUCUGAUUCUUCAAGUUACAUGGAAGGAAGCAAUCUUGUUCCCAGGUCUUGAUGCUGAUAAACACACUCUACCGCCAGUGCCCACCCCAGAUCCCAUUUCAACUCUGGUAGGCAAGAUGCUGCUUGGCCUUCCUAAAGAAACUCCCUUGUUAGGGACAACAUGCAGGGACCCAGAGGACAUUGUUAAGUUAAACAAGCCAGGUACAGGAAAACAAAUACCAAAAUGAUCUCACUUAUAGGGUGACUGAAAGAAAGAAGAGAGGGGAAGGAAGGGGAGAAUGCGGUGGGGGAUGGGAGAGAGGGAAGGAAGGAAGAAACCAAUUUCAUAAAAAUUACCAGAUUUUGGAUUACAUAUUCAAGAGACAUGGGGAAAGAAUACAAAAAUGUUCUCUCUCUCUCUCUCUCUCUCUCUCUCGCUCUCGCUCUCGCUCUCGCUCUCGCUCUCUCCCCCUUCUCUCUCUCUCUCUCUCUCUCUCUCUCUCUCUCUCUCUCUCUCUCUCUCUCUAUCUCUCUCACACACACACACACACACACACACACACACACACACACACACACACCAAAAAGACCAACCCUUGGGCCUUCACUGAUGUAAGGAGGAGUGCCCCCUGAAUGGAAACAGAUGAGGGCCAAGUGACAAUUGUGGAAAUGCCUUUUCAUAUUAUUUUGUAGCUACCAUGAACAUAAGAAAGCAGUGCACCCUGUAUGUCUUUGCCCAUUUUAUAAAAACCUUAAAAGAGAGGUCAUUGGGAGCCGCGUUAAGAUACCUUACAUAGAGGCUGGGGAGAUGGCUCAGUACUUAAGAGCGUGCACCCCUGUAGCAGAGGAUCCAAAUUCAGUUCCCCUUACACGUCAGGCCUGUGCCUCCACAACUGCCCGUUACCCCAGCUCCUCUUCUGGCCUCGAGGACAACCAUACUCAAAUGCCCGUACUCCCACGCAGACUCACAGGCACGCACAGAUUCAAAAUUGAAACACAAAACAAACCAGAAAACUGGGGAGCUAGAGAGAUAGCUCAGUGGUUAGGAGCACUUAACUGCCCUUGCAGAAAAAGUGGGUUUGGUUUCUGGCCUUAACAUGGUGACUCACAACUGUGUGUCUGUAAUUCCCGUUUGGGGGAAUUCACUGCCUCUUCAGACCUGCAGGCACCGUGCAUAUGAUGCCCAUACAUUCAUGCAGCCAAAACACUCAUGCACGUAAAAUAGCAAGUGCUUUUCAAAGAGUAUAACCUUUAAAAAAAAAAAGGAUUUCUUAUGUAUAGGACCGUACCUAAGCCACG
Rattus norvegicus (Norway rat) is the source of this 10409-nucleotide messenger RNA. RefSeq names its product leucine rich repeats and calponin homology domain containing 1 (gene Lrch1). NCBI's taxonomy places the organism in Eukaryota, Metazoa, Chordata, Mammalia, Rodentia, Muridae. The record is from RefSeq and is a predicted model, not a curated record.